GGUCCUGUCUGCGUGCAGCACGUACUUCGACACGAUCCUGUCGCAGUACGAGGAGAAGGACCCGAUUGUCAUAAUGCGCGACGUGAAAUUCUCGGAUAUCAAAGUUUUGGUCGAGUUCAUGUACAAAGGAGAGAUCAACAUCGAUCACACGAGAUUGUCGUCCCUGCUGAAAACCGCGGAGGAUCUGCACAUCAAGGGCCUGGCCGAGGUGAGCUGGCGCAGCGACUCGACACAGAACGACCUGAGCAACAGCGGGCACAGUCCCGGCGCGGCGACCCCCGGCGUCGAGACGGUCCUCAGGGAAGGUGACGCCGAUGAACCACCGCCGCCGAAGCAGAGACGCAGAGGGCGUCCGCCUCUGGACGAUCCACCCUCGGCCCACGAUGUGUUCACGCCGAAAAUCACCUGUAUCACCGGAAAUGAGGAAAUGAUGAGCGAGGGCGGCGACCACGAGAGCUGGGACGACGAGAUGAUGAUGAACGAGAAUAACGAAACGCCACUGCCGGUGCUAUCGUACAUGUCCAAGGAUGACAACGCAUCCGAUCAGGAAAAGAAAGUGCCCACCACACCCUCGAAUUCCAACGCCACGAACCCAUCGAUUCCCGAGCAAUUCCGAGACGUCGUGAAGAUGAACGAUUACCUGACGACGGGACGCCGCCAAGAGUUCUGGGAGGAGCCGUUCACGCGACGCGUUAUGGACGCCAUUAAGAGCAAAGAACUGGAAAUGAAGACUGCCGCCGAGCUACUCGGCGUCUCCUACGGAACCCUCUACGGCAGAUAUCGCGACAGUUAUGGUUGCCUUAAACAUCCGUAUAGAGUAAGGGACUUCUGGUCCGAGCCUGGGCCAGCGGAAGUGCUCGCGAAGCUACGAAGGAAGGAGAUCACGUUGUUCCGUGCGGCCGAGGUGCUGAACGUGACCGUGCACACGUUGGCCACCUAUCUGUCGACGCUGCAGGGCCCGGACAGGAUCUCGUUGGCCGGCGACCUGAGCGUCGCGUCCGGCGCGUUCGACGGCAACAACGAGACGCCGGAGAACAACGAGUCGAUGAACGACAUCCUGCAGAAGAUCAACGCGAACGCGGCGACCACGGCGACGCCGACCACGUCGACGCCGAUCAAGCGCGAGGGCGGCGGUUACAUCGAGGUGCCGACGCCCGUCUCGAAGGCGGCCACCUCGGUGCUCGAGAACAACCCGGACAUCACGAUCGUGAAGGCGGAGAACAUGCCCCGGAAGCGGGAGUACGCGAAGGUCUCGAACACGGAGAACAACAACGCGAAGCUGAUGAGCGGCGGCGCGGUCAGCGAGCUGACGCAGCAGCAGCAGCCGGCCCAGCAACAGCAGAAGAUCACCGAUCCGCUGUCGUUAAACAACGACAACAGCAAACCCUAACUAUUCAGGCCUUAUCUGCAACCGGCGAAUCCCCGUGCACCGAGCGCUAGCUACAACAGGUCCGAGCUGUGCCCGCGCAGAUUCUAUUCGAACGUGUUUACUCGCUUUCUCACGAAUUUUCAUUUGAAGUAGAAGAGAGGACGAUGGAGAAGACGCGCGGAGCGAACACGAUGGA
Messenger RNA from Nomia melanderi (Alkali bee), 1565 nucleotides. The record is from RefSeq and is a predicted model, not a curated record. Lineage: Eukaryota; Metazoa; Arthropoda; Insecta; Hymenoptera; Halictidae.